AUGGGCAACGACAAGAAAAUCGGUGCCUACUAUGCGCCGACGGGCGGCUUGCCGCCCCAGACCCAGCUUCUGACCGACCGCGCCAUGUUCACCGAAGCCUACGCGGUCAUCCCGAAGGGCACAUUCAGCGACAUUGUGACGAGCUUCCUGCCCUUUUGGGAUAAGACGCGGUUGUGGGUGAUUGCGCGUCCGCUGUCAGGCUUCGCCGAGACUUUUUCGCAAUACAUCAUGGAAGUGCAGCCGGGAGGUGGGAGUGACCGCGCCGAGCUCGACGAUGGGGCGCAGGGUGUGCUGUUCGUCGUCGAAGGCGAAGUGACCAUUACCCUGGCAGGCGCAACGCACACGCUCGCCGAGGGUGGCUAUGCCUAUCUGCCGCCGAAAAGCGGCUGGACCCUGCGUAAUACGGGUGCGGCGACCGCUCGGUUCCAUUGGGUGCGCAAGACUUAUGAAUCUGUGGACGGGCUCGAUAAGCCCGACCCGCUGUUCCUCAACGAGAAGGAUAUCACGCCCACCGUGAUGCCGGACACUAACGGUGCCUGGGCAACCACACGCUUCGUGGACCCGAGCGAUCUCCGUCACGAUAUGCAUGUCACGAUCGUGACCUUCGAACCGGGUGGUGUCAUCCCCUUCGCCGAAACCCAUGUUAUGGAACACGGACUCUAUGUGCUGGAAGGGAAGGCCGUGUACCGCCUUAAUCAGGACUGGGUGGAGGUGGAAGCAGGCGACUUCAUGUGGCUUCGCGCCUUCUGCCCGCAGGCCUGUUACGCGGGUGGUCCUGGCAAGUUCCGCUACCUGCUCUAUAAGGACGUGAACCGCCACAUGAAGUUGUCGCGAUAA
Messenger RNA from Penicillium lagena, 837 nucleotides. RefSeq lists its product as uncharacterized. Bases 1 to 837 code for a protein of 278 amino acids. NCBI's taxonomy places the organism in Eukaryota, Fungi, Ascomycota, Eurotiomycetes, Eurotiales, Aspergillaceae. Gene Ontology annotation, molecular function: ureidoglycine aminohydrolase activity. The record is from RefSeq and is a predicted model, not a curated record. The transcript has a single exon.